AUGCCUACCUGUCUAAUUAAGAAGAAAAACAAUAAUCUUUUUCCGCAGAUUCUUGAAGAACUUAAUCGUGAAAAAGAAAACCAACAGCCACGAGCCUCGUCUGAUGCAAUGCAAUUAGAAAUGGAGCGCUAUGUUGACUGUCUACUCGCAUCGCCAUUGUGCCUUUAG
This is a messenger RNA of Meloidogyne enterolobii, 168 nucleotides long. Lineage: Eukaryota; Metazoa; Nematoda; Chromadorea; Rhabditida; Meloidogynidae. The record is from the annotation of a GenBank genome assembly.